AUGGCAGGCCAGCAGGAAAUUGAAAAUCAGCGACUGUUAUUGAGAGAGUCAACUCAACUGGCUAAGAGAUGCCAGUUAGCCAUAUGCAGUACUGCUAUCUUAGCAAAGGAAAAUAAGAAGCUAAGAGUUGCAGUUGAAAAGAAAAAGUGUAAGAAGAAGCAAACUUGUGCAUUUCUAGCUCAGAACGAAGCUCUAACAGCUGAGAGAGAUAUAGUUAGAGCUCAAGCAAUUGAUCAAGCUAUAUCAGGGGGGUAG
This is a messenger RNA of Paracoccidioides lutzii Pb01, 255 nucleotides long. RefSeq lists its product as hypothetical. The record is from RefSeq and is a predicted model, not a curated record. Bases 1 to 255 code for a protein of 84 amino acids. The transcript has a single exon.